This is a messenger RNA of Meloidogyne enterolobii, 3529 nucleotides long. NCBI's taxonomy places the organism in Eukaryota, Metazoa, Nematoda, Chromadorea, Rhabditida, Meloidogynidae. The record is from the annotation of a GenBank genome assembly.
GACAUUGAUGGAGGACGACAAAUAUUUAAUGGAAAAGAUCUCGUCAGAUGAGGAAGGAGAAUAUGGAGAGGGGAGAAGUAGUCAAUUAAUUGGUGAUGGGAGAGAACUUGAUUCAUUUUCAAAGGAAGUGGAGGAUAAGAGCACAAAAUCAAAUGAAGAAUCACCUCAAAAACCAAUUUUUACAACUUCACAAAUUUGGGAUGAACAAGAAUUGCAUGAUGAUGAGGAAGGAGAAAAUGAGCAAUUAAUGGAAGAUGAAAGUUUAAAUGGAAUAAGUACUUCACCUUUUUGGACACAGUCUAUAGCUCCUGGUAAAUAUUACAAUCGGGCUCGUGGAGGUGGUCAAACAGCAACGCCAGCUUUACUUUCUCUUCAACGCCAAUUUGAAAAUUGUAUUAUUCAAACAAUUAAAGAAGGUAUGGCAACACAGCCAAAAUGUGAUCCUCCUCCAACAAAUUUAAAUAAUUGUUCUUCUCAUAAUUGUGAUGCUGCUGCUAAUAAUAAUUGCUCAAAACAUGUAGCUGGAAGUGACAGUGAUUCUGACAAUGGAGGGGAAAAUUCUGAUAAUUCUUCUAGUUCUUCAAUUUCUUCACAUAACACUUCUAAAAAUGGUCGAAAUACUGCUGGUGGUGGUGACUCCAACAAUUCAUCUCCUUUAAAAAAACGAUUUGGGCGACGAAGACGAAAGCGUCAACAAAUAAAAUCUUUUGCGCGUGAAGAGAUUUUACGUAAACGUUCACACCCAGCUGCUUUACACCCUGAUAUUGGAUUCAACGAACCAGGCCAACUUAACGACGGCCCUCUAUGCAAGUGUUCUUGGGCUGCAAAACAAACUGGAGUUAGACAUGGAAAAUUUGCUGGAGAAAAAGCUUUUCCUCGUUGUGAUUGGAAUUCGAGUAAUAUUGAACGUUUAUAUCAUUAUGUUCUUCAUGUUGAGCCCAAUCCUGCAUCACUAUCACGUCAUCCAACACAAAUUCAAAUUGAUGGUCAUUGCUACAAAUUUGAUGGUUUUUCUGUUUUCUUUCACAAACCUUUACCUGAACGUUUCCCUCAACGUCCAAUAAAUCAAUGGACACAACAUUUUCAAGUUAGAUUUUUACAUGAAAAUGCUCCAGAGAGUUUUACAGUUGCAGAUCUCGAAUUAUUCCAUUCUUUUCUUUUUGAAGGAAUUUUAGAACUUUACGAUUUAAAUAGACAAUUAAAUAUUUCAAAAGAAGAAAUUAACUCAUCUUGUCCAUUUUAUCAUUGUUUGCCAAGAUUUGCUAGAUCUUUACCAGAUAACGGAAAAGAGCUUUUACCACUUUCUUCAAUUCUUUCUCAUUUUAUUACAAAUUUUACGCCUUUAGUAGAUGACCGAUUAGCUCAAUAUUUUCACAUUAACCCUUUGGCACUAGUUGAUUUUGCUUGUCAAAAGAAGGGGGAAAUUUGUAUAAAUCCUAAAAAGAAACCUUUGGCAAUACGUUUGGAUUUGUUAGAAAAAUCUGCAGACAAUAAAGAAUUUUAUCCAAUAAUUACACAUUUUGGUAUAAAACCUAAUGCAUAUGCUUUUUUGGCUAGACCACAAAUGCAAGAUGCUUUAUACAAACACUUACAAUUACGUAAACAUUUAUCUUCAAAACCUUCAAUAACUUUUGAAGAAAAAUGGUUAUUAAGAAAAAGUGAAGCACAUUUAAAUGCUCUGAAAAGGGAAUGGGAUUUUUAUUCAACUGGAAUUUGUUCUGACAUGGUAUUCUUAUUUAAAAAAAUUUUUUUUAAUUUUCUAAAGGUUUUACAUUCAAUUUUACUUGUUUUGGCCUGUCAACAUGUUCGUUUUCACUGUUCUUUAAAUUUUUUGGAGGAACGAUUGGCUUAUACAUUUAAAAAUCGUUCUCUUUUGGAACUUGCAUUAAUUCACCCUUCAUUUCGUGCAAAUUAUGGAACAAAUUCUGAUCAUGCAAAAAAUGUUUUGAAUAAUUGUGGUUUAAGAAUUGGAUUAACUACUGCAACAACAACAGCAACUUCAAAAUCUCCAUUAAUUCCUUCUCCACAAAAUUUAAUUUCUUCCUCUUCACCAUCAAAAAAUUCAACAGAAAAUUCUUUAGAAUUAUUAACUAAACAACAAUUAAUUCAAAAAACUGGUAGAAGGAGAGGAAUUAAUGUUUUAAUGGAAAUUAUGUCUAUGCAACGUUCUUCAAGUAAUAAAAAUGAGAAUAAUAAAAUGAAAGAAAAUAAUGGAGGUGAUGGAAGAAUUGUUAAUCGUAUUAAUGAAUCUAUUAUUAAACAUAAUGAAAGAUUAGAAUUUCUUGGAGAUGCUGUUGUUGAAUUUUUAACAACUAUACAUUUAUUUUUCUUAUUUACUGAAUUGGAUGAAGGUGGUCUAGCUACAUUUCGAUCUGCUUUAGUUCAAAAUCGUCAUUUAGCAACUCUUGGGGAUCGUUUAGGUUUACAACAUUUUAUGGUUUAUGCACACGGUCCCGAUUUGUGCCAUUCUGCAGAUUUACGUCAUGCAAUGGCUAAUACUUUUGAGGCUUUAAUGGCUGCCGUUUUUCUUGAUUCUGGUCUUGAACAAUGUGAUAAAAUCUUUGCAAAUGCAUUAUUUAUUAAUGAAUCAAAUUUACUUCAAAUUUGGACAAAUUUACCUGAACAUCCUUUAAAAAAAGACACUCCUUAUGGUGAUAGACAUUUAAUUUCUUCUGUGCCUUGUCUUAAAUUACUUGUUGAAUUUGAACGUUGUAUUGGAAUAACAUUUAAACAUAUUAGAUUACUUGCUAAAGCUUUUACUAGAAGAAAUGUUCCUUACAAUUUUUUGACUCUUGGACAUAAUCAACGUUUAGAAUUUUUGGGUGAUACUAUUUUACAGUUGUUAACAAGUGAAUACCUUUACAAACAAUUUCCAUACCACCAAGAAGGACAUUUAUCACUUUUACGAACUUGUUUAGUUCAAGCAACUACUCAAGCUGUUGUUUGUGAUGAUUUAGCGAUGGUUAAAUAUUUGGUUAUUCCACAGGCUUUAUUAAGAAAAUGCCCUCAACCAAAUCUUCGAACUAAAGACAAGGCUGAUUUGGUAGAAGCAUUUUUGGGUGCUCUUUAUGUAGAUAGAGGUUUAUUAUAUUGUCGUCAUUUUUGUCGUGUUUGUUUUUUUCCAAGAUUAAAGUAUUUUAUUCUAAGUCAACGUUGGAAUGACCCAAAAUCCCAAUUACAACAGUCCUGUUUAACCCUUAGAAAUUUUGCUUCGUCAGAACCUGAUAUUCCAGAAUACAAAACUAUUGGAAUUGAAGGACCUACAAAUACAAGAAUAUAUAGAGUAGCUGUUUAUUUUAGAAAUAAACGAUUAGCGGUCGGUACUGGUGUAAGUAUGCAUCUUGCACAAAUGAAGGCUGCAGAAAAUGCUUUAAUUGAAAAUGCAAAUUUAUUCAAAUCAAAUGGAUAUAUUAAAGAAAAUAAAAAUAUUUUUGAAAAUAAAUCAAGUUGUGGAGGUGGAGGAAAUCAAAUUGAAAAUUAUAUAACAAGCUUAAAUAAGGUAAUUUUACUAAAUAAAUUGAAAUUUUGA